Messenger RNA from Branchiostoma floridae (Florida lancelet), 1196 nucleotides. RefSeq names its product alkylglycerol monooxygenase-like. Bases 87 to 1196 code for a protein of 369 amino acids. NCBI's taxonomy places the organism in Eukaryota, Metazoa, Chordata, Leptocardii, Amphioxiformes, Branchiostomatidae. Gene Ontology annotation, biological process: lipid biosynthetic process. Gene Ontology annotation, molecular function: oxidoreductase activity; iron ion binding. The record is from RefSeq and is a predicted model, not a curated record. The transcript has 11 exons. Gene Ontology annotation, cellular component: endoplasmic reticulum.
CGUCCCAACAUCUGCUCGGAGAUGAAUGUUAUCGUCCCGUCCCAACAUCUGCUUGAAUAUUGCGUCACCAGAUAACUAAAACCAAGAUGGCGGAAGAGAACCUAAAAAUUCAGGAGGUCUUCGCCGGAAAAGACGGACCGUCGGUCCUGACAGGGGUUCGGCGGAUCUUCUACCUCGUCACUCCCAACGAAACGUCGUUCCGAACAGUGGAGGAGGUUCCCAAAUAUGUGGCACAGGCAUCACCGUUCUUUUUUGGCAUGAUCUUUCUGGAGUUGUUUGUGGCCUCUCUGAAGAACAAGCAGACGCCCACCCGCCUCAAUGACUCAAUAAGCUCCAUGUCGGCAGGAAUGCUCCAGCAAAUGUCUCAAUUGUUUUCCAAGGGUGUUUACCUGAUGGUGUACAUCUGGGUGUAUGAGAACUACAGGCUGGUGGACCUACCCUGGGACUCUCCCAUCACCUGGUGGACUGCCUUCAUACUGGUGGAGUUUGGCUACUACUGGUUACAUCGGAUGUCACAUGAAGUGAACAUCCUGUGGGCAGCACAUCAGGUUCAUCACAGUUCAGAAGACUACAACCUGACAACAGCACUCAGACAGUCCACCACGCAGCUAGUCGGCACUUUCUGGUUCUCCUAUCUCCCAUUGGCUUUUCUGGUUCCCCCAGCGGCCUUCUCCGCUCACAAACAGUUCAACUUGUUAUAUCAGUUCUGGAUCCAUACUGAGCUGGUGACGUCUCUAGGGCCCCUGGAGUACAUACUGAACACUCCCAGUCACCACAGGGUACACCAUGGAAGGAACAGAUACUGUAUUGACAAGAACUAUGGCGGCACUCUGAUCAUCUUUGACAGGAUAUUUGGUACGUUUGCAAAGGAAGAAGAGAAGGUUGUGUAUGGUCUGACGCACCCACUCAACACAUGGGACCCUAUCUGGGUGCAGGUUUGCCACUACGCCCAUAUCUGGAACACAUUCUGGGCGACUCCAGGCCUGACCAACAAACUGUCGGUACUGUGGAAGGGACCGGGCUGGGCACCAGGGAAACCUCGCCUGGGCUGUAUCGAGGACAUCCCUAAGGUGAAGUAUCCAGAACCAAUGUAUGACAGCAAGGUAUCCAGCCUUUGGUCCGUCUACGUGGCUGUACAUUUUUUCCUGGCCAUGGUUUUGUACCAGGAACUGUUUGCUGUUGUUAAGUGUCUCUAA